Messenger RNA from Chiroxiphia lanceolata (lance-tailed manakin), 2015 nucleotides. Its product is annotated as zinc finger protein 420-like. Gene Ontology annotation, biological process: regulation of transcription by RNA polymerase II. Lineage: Eukaryota; Metazoa; Chordata; Aves; Passeriformes; Pipridae. Gene Ontology annotation, molecular function: DNA-binding transcription factor activity; RNA polymerase II cis-regulatory region sequence-specific DNA binding. The transcript has 4 exons. The annotation marks the transcript as partial. The record is from RefSeq and is a predicted model, not a curated record.
GAAGGCAGCGGGGAGGAAAAGGGCCGGAGAUCCCCCCGCAGGAGGGGCUCCAAAGCCAUCCCAGGGUGCUCUGAGGAGGAAAGAGCCAGCCUGUGCCGGGAAGGCGGCCGGAGCUUGAGGGGGAGCUCUGAACUGGUGGUCCCUGAGCAGCCUCCCAGCAGGGAGAAGCCCUUCAGGUGCUUGGAAUGUGGGAAGAGCUUCAGGAAGAGCACUGAACUCCUCAGCCACCAGCACAUCCACACUGGGGAACGUCCCUACACUUGUGGGGAAUGUGGGAAGAGCUUCAGGAAGAGCUCCCACCUGAUCCGACACCAGCGUAUCCACACUGGGGAACGGCCCCACGUGUGUGGGGAAUGUGGGAAGAGCUUCAGCCGAAGUUUCCGUCUCUUCACCCACCAACGCAUGCACACUGGGGAACGGCCCUACAAGUGCUUGGAGUGUGGGAAGAGUUUCAGUGACAGGUCCGGCCUCCACGUGCACCGUCGCAUCCACACCGGGGAGCAGCCCUACAAGUGUGUGGAGUGUGGGAAAGGCUUCAGGAUCAGCUCCAGCCUCCGCAUCCACCAGCUCAUCCACACUGGGGAACGGCCCUACAAGUGCUUGGAAUGUGGGAAGGGGUUUCAGACCAGCUCAGAUCUCCUGAAGCACGAGCCAACACACACAGGGGAGUGGGCCUUCCACUGCAUCGACUGCGGGAAGGGCUUCAACCGGAACUCCGCCCUUGUCAUCCACCGGCGCAUCCACACCGGGGAGAGGCCGUACAGGUGUGGGGAGUGUGGGAAGAGGUUUCGGACCAGCUCAGAUCUCCUCAGGCAUGAGCGGACGCACACGGAUGAGAGACCCUUCUGCUGCACCGACUGCGGGAAGGGCUUCAAGCAGAACUCCCACCUUGUCACCCACCGGCGCAUUCACACUGGGGAGAGGCCCUACAAGUGUGGCAAGAGCUUUAGCCGAAGCUCUCACCUGAUGCAGCACAAGCACAUCCACACUGGAGAACAGCCUGGGAAAGUGGGGGAAUGCAGCCGGAGCUUGAGGGAGAGCUCUGAGCUGGUGGUCCCUGAGCAGGCUCCCAGCAGGGAGAAGCCCUUCAGGUGCUUGGAAUGUGGGAAGAGCUUCAGGUCAAGCACCCACCUCCUCACCCACCAGCACAUCCACACUGGGGAACGGCCCUACACUUGUGGGGAAUGUGGGAAGAGCUUCAGGAAGAGCUCCAACCUGAUCCAACACCAGCACAUCCACACUGGGGAACGACCCUACAUGUGUGGGGAAUGUGGGAAGAGCUUCAACCAAAGCUCCAACCUCCGCAAGCACCAGCACAUCCACACUGGGGAACGACCAUAUGAGUGUGUGGAAUGUGGGAAGAGCUUCAAGGACAGCUCCAGCCUGAUCCGACACAAGCACAUCCACACUGGGGAACGGCCCUACAAGUGUGGGGAAUGUGGGAAGAGGUUUCUGACCAGCUCAGAUCUCCUUGUGCACCAGUGGACACACACGGAUGAGAGGCCCUUCCGCUGCACCGACUGCGGGAAGGGCUUCAACCGGAACGGCCACCUCAUCAAUCACUGGCGCAUCCACACUGGGGAGAGGCCCUACAAGUGUGGGGAGUGUGGGAAGAGCUUCACCGAGAGCUCUACCUUGACCAAACACCAACGGACCCACCGGUAAGGGAAGCCCUGUGAGUGCCCCGACUGCGGGAAGAGCUUCGGCCGUAGGACUGACGCGCAAAAAAGGUUUCAAAAGGUCUUCACGAUUUUGAGUAUCUGCACUCCAACAUCAGUUUAUUCUUUUGAAUAUGUGUAAGUUUAACCUCAUUUUAGUCUGAAAGCCAAAUUCACCACUACCCCGUUCCCUGAUAACCGUGGACUGGUUCUGACAAGUGAGGCAGAAAUUACCCCCUGCCCAGCAAAAACCAGUGGGGCCAGCCAGUGGUCUCUGCCUUGGCAGCCCAGUUUCCCCAGUCUCAUCUCAAAAUGACCAGUUACACUGAAGCAAAGAGCACUGGAACCAGUGCAAGA